Messenger RNA from Penicillium waksmanii, 1044 nucleotides. RefSeq names its product dihydroneopterin aldolase. Gene Ontology annotation, biological process: folic acid-containing compound metabolic process. The transcript has 2 exons. The coding region runs from base 1 to 1044 and encodes 347 amino acids. Gene Ontology annotation, molecular function: dihydroneopterin aldolase activity. Gene Ontology annotation, cellular component: cytoplasm. NCBI's taxonomy places the organism in Eukaryota, Fungi, Ascomycota, Eurotiomycetes, Eurotiales, Aspergillaceae. The record is from RefSeq and is a predicted model, not a curated record.
AUGGCUGAGCAACGAUCUGCCAUUCACAUUCCUCCGGUCCCACCGGUCCUGGACAGCGUCCGCCUCCGCGAUAUCCAACUUCCUCUCCCUGCAGCCCCAGACGCAUGGCAUCGCCUGGACAAAGCUCAACCUUGCACCGCUACCCUGAAGCUUUCUUACUCCUCCGCUAUUGCCGCUGCCGCUGCCGAUGAUGUAUCCCUCUCCCUCGACUACGGCAAGCUUUUCCGCCGCUUGGAGUCAGAUAUCCGCGACAUGGCGCAUCACACCUCAUCGCCCGAACACCCGCACAAGCGCAUGGUCAGCGUAGAGGGUACGCAGCGAGAGGAAAUGAAGGUCAGCGCCGUGGGCCAGGAUCCCCGCGUGACAGCCGGAAUUGUCGCGAAUUGUGGACUAGGCCUGCUGGACGAAACGGCCGCGGGUGUGCGGAGAAUGGCGCAUGUCCACCAGAGCCCGCGGCAUAGCUUCUCGGGAAUCCCGCAGACCCCGGCGCCGGCUUCUUGGCCGAUUGAGAAUACCUAUGGGAAGUGCGAGGUGACCCUGCAUUUGCCCAAGGCUCUGCUGCGUGCUGAGGAAGGAUUCAAGUAUCGUAGUGUGACCGUUUGGGGGUACACUCAGAUUCCUGAUGCCUCGCAGGCUGGUCAGUCGACGGGUAGGUAUCCUGUCGUGUUGGAGGAGGAGUUUUCCCUUGAUGGAAUCCGAUGCUAUCCUAUUCUGGGCGUCAAUUCCCAUGAACGUGUUGAGAGGCAGGCUGUUAUUAUUUACUUGGAAUUUAAGGGCCCCGGACAGCUGGCUUGGGGAUCGACAGUUGUUGAUACCUACCAGGCUAUGACGAGGGCCGUCGCAGAGAAGGUGGACCAGACCUCAUUCCAAACCGUUGAGGCGCUGGCAACUUUCAUUGCACGCAUUGUGACCGUGGACUUUGGUAAUGAGAGAGUCACUGUACGAGUUGAGAAGCCUAGUGCCAUGGCAUUUGUUGAGAGAUCUGGAAUUGAGAUCACGCGGUCACAAGCAUUCUUUGAGAGCCACGAGGUGGCACGGCGGUGA